Molecule: messenger RNA, 1188 nt
Organism: Anastrepha obliqua
Lineage: Eukaryota; Metazoa; Arthropoda; Insecta; Diptera; Tephritidae
Gene: Ho
Product: heme oxygenase 1
Exons: 2
Coding region: 208-1080 (290 amino acids)
Biological process (GO): heme oxidation
Molecular function (GO): heme oxygenase (decyclizing) activity
Source: RefSeq, a predicted model, not a curated record
UUUACAUCACUGGUAAGAGGAGCAAAUCUUCUCAAAACUCAAAUUUUCUUAUUUCCUCAUCAAGCUGUCAAAAAUUUAACUUACAAAACACCAAUAAGUGAACAAUACUUUAUCACAUCGACCGCUGGUGUUAAAUAUUCGUUUGGCUACGUGAAAGAAGUCUACAAUACAAAAGAAGUACGCAUAUAGAGAACAAAGAAAUCAGCAAUGGAAACUGCGUCGCAACCAUUGCCUGUGGAGGAAAAGACAUCACCAGGAAAAACAAAUACUGAAGAUGCAAAGGAGCCUGUUGUUGAUAUGACUUUUACGAGAGAACUACGCCAGGCAACCAAAGAUGUACAUAAACUUAGUGACGUUCUAGUUAAUGCCAAGUUUGCUUUGGCCCUAUCUGACGAUGCUGUUUGGUACGAUGGUUUAUUGGCUUUCUAUGAAGUUUACAAAUACCUUGAAGAAAAUUUACCUGAAAACUUGCUUCCAAAAGAGCUUCAUCGAAAAGAAGCUUUUGAGCAGGAUUUGGCUUAUUUCCUAGGUAAGGAUUGGAAAGAAACUUACGAACCACGAGAGAGUGUUAAAAAGUAUCUCACUCAUUUGGAAGAGGUUAAUUCAAGAAAUAAAUUGCUUUUAUUCGCGUAUGCUUAUCAAAUGUAUAUGGCCCUAAUGUCCGGUGGUCAAUUGUUGCAAAGAAAGAGAAUGAUUAAGAGGAAACUAUGGAUUGGUAGACAAGAAGAAGAAGAGGAGAAGCUAGAACCAGCCAAUUCGAAUGCAGCAGAUGAUGACUUGGAGCACCGCCCAAUGCCAAGGCAAGUAACCAUUUGUCCAGAAGGAUGUGCUGCAACAUUUUUUCCGGAGAAAAUUAGUUUGUUGAAGAAUAAAUUGCGACAAGUGCUGAACGAUAACUUCGGAGCUUUUGACGAUGAACUGCGCGCGGAAUUUAUCGAGGAAAGCCGCAAUGUUUUUAUAUACAAUGGUGAUGUUGUUCGCUCCAUAAAGGGUGUGAACCGUGCGAACCUCAGAAAAUUAGCAAUUGUGUUAGUGUUUGUAAUGGGUGUUUAUUUUGCUUUAAAGCUCGCUAAGCGUUGAAGUGGAACAUAUUCACAGGCACACAAUUAACAAUAAAACAUAGAUACAAAUGUAGCUCGAUGUUGAUUUAUCUUACAUAAUAAAUACAUAUUAAAUCUUACAAUUAAA